AUGCAUGUGUGGAGAGAGUGGAGAGGUAUUAUGUGGAGAGUGAAGAACUAUGCUAUGUGGUUUGAGAGAGAGGUGGUGGAGGGGGUUAUUGCGAAUGCGGUGAAAGGGAUAGUACAGAGUACAAGGAAGGGAAAAGAAAGGGGAGGCCGGGGAAGAUGUAUGGAGUGUGGGGUCGUUGUAUUAAAUAAUCUUAAAUGUAUAUAA
Molecule: messenger RNA, 204 nt
Organism: Sclerotinia sclerotiorum 1980 UF-70
Lineage: Eukaryota; Fungi; Ascomycota; Leotiomycetes; Helotiales; Sclerotiniaceae
Exons: 2
Coding region: 1-204 (67 amino acids)
Source: RefSeq, a predicted model, not a curated record